Messenger RNA from Aplysia californica (California sea hare), 4434 nucleotides. RefSeq lists its product as uncharacterized. Bases 35 to 739 code for a protein of 234 amino acids. The transcript is spliced from 2 exons. The record is from RefSeq and is a predicted model, not a curated record. NCBI's taxonomy places the organism in Eukaryota, Metazoa, Mollusca, Gastropoda, Aplysiida, Aplysiidae.
GAAGUGUCACUUGGGUCUUCAUUUUGAUGUGAUCAUGCUGUCUGCUGUCUAUUGUGUCUGCUUACAGGGAAACCGACAAUCAUCUGAGGUCUCAAAGAUGCCCUGCUCUGCAAUAGAAAAAGAGAAUAUUGUCAACUUGACUGAGGAAAAGCAGUCUUUUUUUAAAUUCAACAUACCCGGGGCGGCUACAUUACCUGAAAGGAACAAGGAAGCCAAAAGCAGUAACCCAAAAUUGGAUGAUUGCACCUCUUCUGAAGCCAUGCAAACAUUCAAGUUUGAUUCACUUUUCAAAAAUUUUGACACAGGCACCACUGGUACCAUUGAUAUGGAAAAGAGUGGCGGCAGUCCUUUCAGUAUCCUCAGUUUAAUAAAAUCAGCAAACAAUACACCAAGCCAGGCCGAUGGAUGUGAUGGAGACGAUGAACCAUCAGAUGGGUCUAUGUUUAUAUUUGGAAAUUUUGAGGUGGAUAGUCCUCCUACAGGUAAGAUACAAGAACCAGAGGGGAUGUUUAGUCUGUUUCGCAAAAGCCAAGAUUCGGAGAAUGCCCAGAGUGGGUUUUCUUUCGAUUUUGAGCCGAUUCAGGACCCUGAGGAAAAGAGUAAUCCUGGUACCUUAAUUAGUUUUGGCGAAGAGAAUGUGGAAAAGAGCACAGAAAUGUUUAUGAAGUUUGGAUUUGGUACUGAUACUGAUAAAGGGAAUGAAGAAUCUAUGGAUAAGCCAAUGUUUUCUUUGUUUUGAGAUAUACUGUUGAAUCUAUUUCAGUUCUUGCUUGAUGCAUGGAGCAAAAGUAGUGGAAUUUUAAUUGCAGUGGGGAAUUUCCCGCCAGGCUCCUUAUCACGUCAGGGUCACGGGUGUCAGUUCCCUAUCACCGCUCUGGCAGGGCUGACUUAAUUUUUGGUACUUUUCAGGUGUAUUCUUCUACUUAUGGUAAUAAUCAUUUAAUGCGCUCAAAGCAUGCGUUUUUGCUCUUGAGACUAAAAAAAGAACGGGCAUUGUAACUUGUUUGGUUAUUUCGUUAGAUGUGCUGAAGUCGUCAAUGCUAAUUUGAGAAUUUUUUUGGACCAGUGUUAAUGAAAAAAGUUAAAAUGUGGCUUGACAAAAAUGGUUGAACUCCAAAAUUUCUCCAAAAUGUCAUAUCUGCGCAGAUAGUAGAAAGCUGUAUUUUUGCACUUUUAUCCAUCUGGCAUUAAUGCACUGAGAAGCAGUUCCUUCACACAUAUCGUUAUGCUUCUAAUACAAUCGUGAAUAUCCGCUUAUUUUCAUGAAAGGUUAGUAAAUUUACGCUGUGAUCUUCCUACUCAGAGGUACAAAUCGAUUUUAUUGCCAUAAUGUAUCUACAACGCAAUAUUCGAACAGCACCUAUUGCACUCCAGAUAUGUCUUUAAACGCUAACGUUAUGUAAGUUGACUGAAGAACAGGGAUAGCUUGUAGUAACUGGAUUUUCAGAAUGUUUAAUUUGUCAAUGACACUGAAUCAGCCUCAGACUUUCCCAGCUUUUAUUUACCUUUCGACUACGUGUAAAGACUGGCCACAUUCUGAUUUCUUUACAUUCAUAAGUGUCCUCACAUAUUUCCGACACAAAAACUGAGAGUGAGUAUAUUAGCUGCCAUUGUUUAUACUUACUUACUGCUCGUUACGCCAUCUGGCGUUUAGGGCAGCAACAAAGGAUCUUCAACUCUCUCUGUUUUGGGCCAUGUUGGUCAACGUCCCCCACGAGUCAUUUCAGACUCUACUGUGCGUCUCCAGGUCACUGUGGGUCUUUCCCUCUUGCGAUGACCUUCGGGUGUCCAGUGGAGGGCAAUCUUUACAAUAGAGUCAGGUUCUCUUCACAGAACAUGUCCAAUCCAUCUCCAUCUUCUCCUUGUUAUUAUAGUGGUCAUUUCCUCUUGCCUACAUUUCCGUUAAAGAUCUGCGUUGAAAACCUUAUCGGGCCAGAAGAUUUGGAGGAUUUGGCGUAAGUUGAAUGAGAAGAAGAUAGCUUGGCACGAUCAUGAUCAGUCAUCCUCCAGCAUUCAGGUCCAUAUAUAUAUAGGAGUAUGGAUAGUACACAGUUGUUAUAAAGCUUUAACUUGGUUUGUAUACUGAAAUGUCCUGACUUCCAGAUGUAGAUCAUGCUACUGUGUACUGAUCUUGCCUUGCCGCGUCUGUUCAUGAUGUCUUCCUUUGUGCCGCCGUCAGUUUUAUGCUGCUUAGGUAGGUAAAUUUGUCUGUUAAAGGCAGGUCUGCGUUGUUCACCUUAAUCAGCGUUUGGGAGCCUACAUUCAGUUUCAUCACUUCUGUCUUGUUUUGACUUAUUCGUAACCCAACCUGGCGUCCGUAUUUGUGGAAUCGGUUUGUUUUUACCUGCAUGUACUGGUUGCUAUGGGAGAGUAGUGCAAGGUCAUCAGCAAAAUCAAGAUCCUCGAGAGUGGAGAAGAGGGUCCACCUUAUGCCUCUUGAUGUAUCCUCUGUUGUUUUCCUCAUUACCCAGUCAAUGGCAAAGCUGAACAGAAUUGCUGACAUGUUCCAUCCUUUUCUAACUUCUGUCUUUACCUCAAAAGCAGUAGUACGACGCACUUCAAGUUUUGGUGGAAGCUCUUGAUGACCUCGACUAUCUUGCAAGGGAUUCCAUGAGAUCGUAGAAUGCACCAAAGACUUUCCCUAUGGACACUGUUGAACGCCUUUUCAAAAUCAACGAAGUUGACAUAAAGUUGUCUCUGCCAUUCCUUGCUGUUCGAUUAUGUUGCGGGGGGCAAAUAUCUGAUCUGUGCAUUUUCUUUCUUUGCCUGUUCUUUUCUUUAGCAGCUGUCCGCGGCAACCGACUUCCGAUUUAUAAUAAUCUUGGCAAGGAUCUUGCUGGGCUGUUAUAGCAACGUGAUAUCUCUCCAGUUGUUGCAGUCGCCAAGAGCUCCUUUCUUUGGUACCUUAACAAUGACUCCAGUGCUCAGCUUUUACAAUCUCGUGUCUCUGUGAUGGGUCAGAGCUGAUGUCCAGAUCCAAGAUAGCUUCCUGUAUUCUGGGGUGUUCUCAGGUGGAGGUUGGUUUAGGACUUCCCCGAAGUUUUCUGUCCAGCGUGCUUCCUGUUCCUUCUCGAUUGCCAGCUGCUUGCCAGUCUUGUCCUUGAUUGGUGUAUCAUUCCAAAGUGGUACUUGCCACAUACUAUUCUUGUGAUCUUGCAUAUGUUGCCUUGUUCACCUUUAGCAGCGGCCUCCUCUGCCUCAGUUGCCAACUUUUCCUUGGAUUCUCUUUCGUCCUUCUUGAACAGUAUUUGAACUUUCUGGCAAGCUUCCUUGUAAUCCUCUUCAUACUUCUCCCGCUCCUGUGGCCGAUACCUGCAAGCUGCCUUUUUUUUUUAUUUCUCUCUGUUCUUCAAUAGUAUUCCAUGUUCCUUGCUGUAUCCAUUCUUUGUUUGCUUUCUUUUUCUUGACACCAAGACAUGUCUUACUGCUCUCUGUGUAGGCCUCAACAAUAUGCUGCCAUUGGGAAUUGACUUCACUUGCAUUGGGAGUGGUUUCUUUCAGGUCUUGGAGAGCUUGAAAUCGGUUAUUUAGUUCUAGUCGGAAGGCAGAUCUCUCAUUGCCAUCAAUGAACUUUUGAACAUUAAAUCGCGUCCUUGUCACCUCCCUGGUGAAUGUUUUCUUCAGCUUGAUUUUUGUCCUUGCCAUCACUAGAUGGUGAUGGCUGCCGACAUCUGAUCCUCUUCUAACUUCCAAGUCCUGUAGGGAACGUCUCCACAUUCCUUAUAUCGUAAGAUGGUCAGUCUGGUUCUUGUCCCGGCCAUUUAAAGAAUUCCAGGUCAGUUUCUGGAUUGUACGGUGUUGGAAGAGGGUUCUGCCUAUUACCAAGUUGUUCAAUGCGCAGUAGUCCACGAGUCUUCCACCGUCCUCAUUUUUUGUACCUGUACCAUGUUGUCCCAUCGCUAUCUCAUAGUUGAUUUUGGCCUCUCCUACUUUAGCAUUCAGAUCGCCCUUUACACCGAUAAGGUCGUGACGAGGUAUACCUGUCAAUUCCCUCUGUAGCUCUUCAUAAAAACAGUCUUUGCUUUCAUCUCCACUGUUUAUAUUACAUACAAUUGUGGUUUUUUUACUCAUUUAUUUACAGAGCUUUGUGUUUUAAAAAUAUUGUACCUGUAUAUCUUUCUUAGUUGUGUGCAGGCUGCUACAGACUCGGCAUAAUUCAUGAACAAACGCAGAGGACCUUUCUCUUGUGUAUUUGACGAAAAAAAAGAGCAAACAUUGAGCAUAUUUUGUCAAAAAUUGCAGAUGCGCAUCUGUUUUCUCUAUUACUUGACUUAACUACCUGCGCAAAUUUACGAUUUCUCAUAGCAAAAGACAUGAUAUUCGUAGUCAGUUUAAUAGAUUUUAGAGAGAAAGAUCUGUCAAGCCAUUUUUAAAUAAACAGUCAUUAAUAUAUUCAUAUACAGUGGAACUUUGGAUUCACCAAGAACUCGGAUU